UGGAGCCUUGACCAGGCCAAGCGUGAGAGGAGUGCAACCGCAUCGCGACUAGCAGUAGAGGGGGGCACGGACAGGAAAGUGGGCGCACGAGGAGCGAACCUUCGUUGUCUCUCUCCCGCAUCCAAAAUGAUGGUGGCAGCACGGCCGCAGCGUGCGGCUCAGACCACGCCCCUCCUGAGCAUUAGCAUGCUCUUGGUCGUGACAGUAGCAGGAGCGGGGGCCUCGACAGUCGCUAGCGUCAUGCCCAUGGCCUUCGCCGGGGGCGACCUCGUAGCAAACCUCAAGGAAGUCGGGGAGGCGCCGGUACGAACAGUCUCCUGCGUCGGCGCGCAGGGGUCGGGCAAGUCCACCCUCAUGAAGACUAUGUUCGGGCAGGGGGCCAGCAACCUCGCGCUCCUAGAGGCGAGGAGCAGCGCGGCCUUCGUGCCGGAGACGAACGAGGUGGAGGUGGGCGCGGGGCAGGCGAUGGUGUCGCUGGCGGUCUCAGACGCGACGAUUUACAACGUGCUGGUCCACGACUUGCGCCGACCCGACGCUCUGUCGGAUGUUCAGCCUGCACUUGAGGAACUCCUGACGCUCUACGAGGACGGGGUGGUGGACCCCGAGCAGCCAAAAACUUUCGUGGUGGCCGUCCGCGAUUGCGAGGACGGCGACGAGGCCGAGCUCGAGAAGCGGGUCGGGGAGAGGCUGCAGGCGAUCUGGGCGGCCGCCGUCAAGCCCGAGGGGUUCGCGGGAUCGGCGCUAUCAGACGUGCUGGACGUGAAGGUCUUCACGUUGCCCCACCACAGCUUCGCCAGCGACGAGUACCUGCUAGGGGCGGGCCUGCUCAAGAACAGCGUCAUGGACGGGGCCGCCGGCACUCCGGCGGUGGAGGUGGCCCGCCUGCUCCAACAGGUGUCGUCCUACGCGGGGCCGGCGACGGAGUCUGUCGGGAGCAACGCCCUGACCGCCUCAUUCAUUUCUAGCUCGGCGGCGGUCAAGUGCAUGGCCAGCUUCAAGUCGCUUGUGGGCCGAAUGGGAGCGGGCUUCGAGGAGCUCAACACCGACUUCGGGGAGCUGUGCGACGGGGUGAUCGACACGGUGCUACAGGAGUACGACGAGGCCGUGGACGGGGUGAGCGGCGCGUCGGGGGUGCUGUCCCGCAAGAAGGCCGAGCUCAAGAGACACUGCCUGCGGGAGCUGGGCUUGAGGCAUGCAGACCAGGUUGACCUGUUGCGUACGGCGGCGAGGGCAAAGUUCGACGAGACGCUGUCGGGAUUGCGGGUCAGCCCCGACGUCGGCAAGCAAAUGAUGGACGCCAUCCAGGAGGCCGACAAGUUCUUCGCCAAGACGGUCAGGGGCAUGAACAGCCGACACGGAUCUUGGCCGUCAAACAGCGUACGGAAGGAACUCCGGGAUGAGAUGCGGGAGUUUGCUAGCGAGCGCUUGCAGCUGGUGCAGGCGCAGGGCGGCAUGGUCCGCAUGCAGAAGCGCAAGCCCGUGGGCAUGGCGUUCCACUGGUUCCUCCCCAAGCCGUUCGGGCAACAGGCGAGGGAGAGCCGCCUGGACCUUACUGACCCCAUGAGGUAUACCUACAAGGCAAACCAGGCGUCGCCGAUGUUCAUGGAGCUCUUGUGUCCGUCGGCCCAGGAGGUGUCACUCCCUUCCGAAGGGAUUGAGGAAACGGAGAUCCACAAGGACGUGAAGCAGUUGCAAAAGGUGUCGCAGAUUUUGGUGAGGAGGCACGACGAGCGGUUGACGAAAGCGCCGGACGUCUUCGUAGACGGCACCACCCGGGGGGACCCGGAAAAAAUCAAGAGGGAAUUCUACCGUGGGGACGACUGAUCGUGAUCGGGAUCGAUGAUUGGUCCGACUGCUGCUGCUGCUGCUGCUGCUGCUGCUGCUGCCCGUUACGCUGCACCACCCGCCCACCACGUGUUUCCUCCGCUGCCGUUGCGAUAAGUUAGCAGCAGGCGUCGACAUGCAAGUGGUAUGUUCUAGUGAGAGCCCUCUUUAAGGUGUGCGAGGACCCGGGGUCAAGCUACAACACAGGUCAGUUGAUGCUCUUUCGAAAUUUGAGCACACUUGUCUACGAGAGACGGUCGGUUGACCCCGAGGGCGCCGUGCGUACACUCUUUGGAGCGGAGCAGAAGACACGAAAGGGACGGGGCAGAUUUGUGUAGGCGGUUGCUGUUGUUUAGCGUUUUGAUGAAACCUCAUUUUUUCUGCGACCAGUCUGUUUCACGAGCGGUAGCGGUAGCGGUAACAGUAGCGGUUUAGCCAACUUGGU
Messenger RNA from Ectocarpus siliculosus, 2269 nucleotides. The record is from the annotation of a GenBank genome assembly. NCBI's taxonomy places the organism in Eukaryota, Phaeophyceae, Ectocarpales, Ectocarpaceae.